AUGUUGUCGAUAGGUAUCGGUUUGUUUCGAUGGAUACAGAAUUCCCCGGCGUCAUUUAUCCAUCUAAAGUCGAUCGCCGUCACCUUCAACCUUAUGAGCUUUAAUUUUCGUGAUUUUGACGUCAAGCGCGACCCCCACAACAAAGAUUCCAUUGAUCUUCUCCGACGUCAAGGUAUUGAUUUCAACUACAACGUCAUUCACGGUGUGAGUUGGUUCCACUUUUCUGAGUUGAUGCUCAGGUCUGGGCUUGUCUGCAAUGAAAGAGUGACGUGGGUGACAUUUCACGGCACCUACGAUUUUGCAUAUCUUGUGAAGAUACUAACACGGAGUAAUCUUCCGGAUAGCUUGGAAGGUUUUUCGCGUGUGUUGAGAUUCCUAUUUGGAAGGAGUGUAUAUGAUAUGAAACAUAUGAUCCGUUAUUGCAAUGGACUAUAUGGAGGUCUCGAAUGUGUUGCUAGUACUCUUAAGGUUGGCCGAAUCGCUGGAAAAUCCCACCAAGCCGCGUCUGAUAGUCUGCUAACGUGGCAGACUUUUCAAAAGAUGAUACCCAUAUAUUUCAGAAACAACGAAGCUACAAAUCAUGCUGGAAUGAUUUUCGGAUUAGAAGUUACAUCUCAGUAA
Trifolium pratense (red clover) is the source of this 621-nucleotide messenger RNA. RefSeq names its product probable CCR4-associated factor 1 homolog 9. Gene Ontology annotation, cellular component: CCR4-NOT complex; P-body; CCR4-NOT core complex. Lineage: Eukaryota; Viridiplantae; Streptophyta; Magnoliopsida; Fabales; Fabaceae. The record is from RefSeq and is a predicted model, not a curated record. The coding region runs from base 1 to 621 and encodes 206 amino acids. The transcript has a single exon. Gene Ontology annotation, molecular function: nucleic acid binding; poly(A)-specific ribonuclease activity.